AUGUUAUUGGGUCUUGGCAUGCUGGCAGCUAACGGCAAGUUAUUUUCCCCCUUCUCCUGUCCCGCGUGCGGCAUUCUGAGCGGCCGACACUGCAGCGUGCGGUACAAUGAGGUCCCAAGCCGGGGCGUGCUCGCCACCAUCGCCUCUGACGAUAAAUCUUUCGAGUGUCACAUCACGCUCUCUAAGGUGAAGGAAGUCAAGUUCGCAAAGUCCAAGGCGAAAUCGGGGGAGUACGACAUUUAUGCGACACGCUUCCUGGGUCCUGACGGGAAGGUGCUCAUGUCAUGCCUUCUACACGGCAACCAGGGUGUGUACGACCCUUCGGCUGUGGCGGCAUGGACAAGCCUAGCGACCAAGUACGGCGAGACUGUUACAUUUUGA
This is a messenger RNA of Volvox carteri f. nagariensis, 381 nucleotides long. RefSeq lists its product as uncharacterized. The coding region runs from base 1 to 381 and encodes 126 amino acids. Lineage: Eukaryota; Viridiplantae; Chlorophyta; Chlorophyceae; Chlamydomonadales; Volvocaceae. The transcript is spliced from 3 exons. The record is from RefSeq and is a predicted model, not a curated record.